UAUAUAUAUACACAUAUAUACGUAUAUAUGUGUAUAUAUAUACACAUAUAUACGUAUAUAUGUGUAUAUACACAUAUAUACAUAUAUGUGUAUAUAUGUACACAUAUAUGUGUGUAUAUAUGUACACAUAUAUGUGUGUAUAUAUGUACACAUAUAUGUGUGUAUAUAUGUAUACAUAUAUGUGUGUAUAUGUAUACAUAUAUGUGUGUAUAUGUAUACAUAUAUGUGUGUAUAUAUGUAUACAUAUAUAUGUGUAUAUAUGUAUACAUAUAUGUGUAUAUAUGUAUACAUAUAUGUGUAUAUAUGUAUACAUAUAUAUGUGUACAUAUAUAUGUGUAUAUAUGUGUACAUAUAUAUGUGUAUAUAUGUGUGUAUAUAUGUGUACAUAUAUAUGUGUAUAUAUGUAUACAUAUAUAUGUGUAUAUAUGUAUACAUAUAUAUAUAUGUGUAUAUGUGUAUACAUAUAUAUGUGUAUAUGUGUAUACAUAUAUAUGUGUAUAUGUGUAUACAUAUAUAUGUGUAUAUGUGUAUACAUAUAUAUGUGUAUAUGUGUAUACAUAUAUAUGUGUAUAUGUGUAUACAUAUAUACGUAUAUGUAUACAUAUAUGUAUACAUAUAUAUGUGUAUAUAUGUAUAUAUGUGUAUAUAUAUACAUAUAUAUACAUAUAUUUACUUAUCAAGAUUUAUGAGCUUUUUACUCCUUACGUGAACUUUAUACCUCUCUUCACAAAUCAAUUGUAUGAAGAACAGGAUUCACUGCAACCUGCCUAA
This is a messenger RNA of Homo sapiens (human), 771 nucleotides long. Its product is annotated as NADH-ubiquinone oxidoreductase chain 5-like. The transcript is spliced from 3 exons. The annotation marks the transcript as partial. The record is from RefSeq and is a predicted model, not a curated record. Lineage: Eukaryota; Metazoa; Chordata; Mammalia; Primates; Hominidae.